UUGAGGCGUGGUCUGGGCUUGCCCUCGCCUUGUCCGGCAGCGCCCUAGUGCAGGAGCCCCUGAGGGCAAAGGGAAGGGCACCGAGAGGUGGGGGGUGCGUCCCCGGCCGCAGCCCAGGAAUUGCUCCGCCAGACCCGAAGGCUGCCCAGGCGAGCGACCAUGGGGCUGGAGAAAGAGAAAGCGGACACCAAAAUCUUCAUGGACGAAGGCGGCUUCAAUCGGGACGGGAGUCCCGCGCCGUCCGAGACCGACAGACGGCUGGAGAAAGCGCCCGACCGGGACCCGCACGGGCUUAACAGCCACCUGAAGCUGGGCUUUGAGGACGUGAUUGCGGAGCCUGCCUCCACGCACUCUUUCGACAAAGUCUGGGUCUGCAGCCACGCUCUCUUUGAGCUCAGCAAGUACCUGAUCUAUAAGCUCCUGACCUUUGUCUUUGCCAUUCCCUUGGCCCUGGUGGCAGGGCUGCUUUUCGCUGUGCUCAGUUGCCUACACAUCUGGGUUGUGAUGCCGUUCAUAAAGUCUAUCCUUUUGAUCUUGCCACCCGUGCAAGCUGUGUGGAAGAGCUUGACAGAUGUUUUCAUUGCACCAGUGUGUCACAGCAUGGGACGGUGCUUUUCAGCAAUCAACAUACAUCUGGACCAAGAGUGAACAAUUUGGAUCCAAUGCUAUUUUAGUCUUAAGUGCUAUUAAAGUCUCCUUAUUGGUAUAAUAUAGGGACACUUAAGCAUUCAUUCCAAAGCUACUGCUGUUUAAAGGGAAUGACAUUUCCGCCCUUCAGCUGGGUUGCACAUUUAUGGGGGGCGCAAACUUUGCUUUGGGGACAGGGAAGACAUACCAAUAUUGUAACUAAAAGAUAACAAGUGAUAUUUAACAAUGUUAAGGUAAUGGUACUUCUAAUGCUUGGUUUCCAUAAAUGUGUUGUGGAUAACUAAGGAGGUCAUCUUGCGGUGUAUCAAUCAAAUUUUCAUCUAUUGUAUUACUCAAAAUCUCCUGGAAAUCAUUCUACCAAUAGAUUUGACAUAUUUAUUGAUGUUAGGCUAUACAACUCUUAGAAAUAAGAACAGAAUGUAAAGGAUUACUUUUCAAGAGUUUUCUUAUUUGAAUUCUGCUGGUCAGCAUUUCUAGCCACACAAACAGCUAGGUCUGUUCGUAUAUAGAUUCUAUAAUCUAUCAGCUUCUUGAACUGUGUAACCUCUUAGGAUACAGGUAGUCCUUGACUUACAACUACAAUUGAGCCCAACAUUUCUGUUACUAAGUGAAACAUUGGUUAAUUUUGCCUUUCUUGCCAUAGUUGUUAAAUGAAUCACUGCAGUUGUUAAAUUAGUGACA
Molecule: messenger RNA, 1329 nt
Organism: Notechis scutatus (mainland tiger snake)
Lineage: Eukaryota; Metazoa; Chordata; Lepidosauria; Squamata; Elapidae
Gene: CAV2
Product: caveolin 2
Biological process (GO): cell differentiation; regulation of cytosolic calcium ion concentration; insulin receptor signaling pathway
Cellular component (GO): focal adhesion; perinuclear region of cytoplasm; sarcolemma
Molecular function (GO): protein kinase binding; molecular adaptor activity
Source: RefSeq, a predicted model, not a curated record